AUGAUAUUAAGAAAUGUAAAACAAUAUGCAGUAAACGUUAUUUACCUGCGAAGUGUCUCACGUUAGCUCCUUUAAGCGCUAGCUAGGUUAGCGCGAGCUAACAUCCACGGUUAGCUAGCUAGCGCCACUAACGGUUAACUAUAUCUUAAGCUUACGUGACGGUGAUCCAUGUGCGUCUGAUUGAGUCGACCUUGAAGCAUGCUGACUGCACAGAGGUCGUGCGCAGCGACGGCGGCCCGGCGACUGGUGAGAGCCUCCGUCUCCUCGAUCCACGCGUCCGCGGCGUGUCGGGACCCAGGCGAGCUGCACCCGGAAUGGGCACGCCUGGCUAAGAAACAGCUGAAGGGGAAGAACCCGGAAAAUCUGAUCUGGCGCACGCCCGAGGGACUCAACAUUAAGCCCGUGUACACCAAAGCAGACUCGGAGGGCCGGCCAGAUGAAUUGCCAGGAGUGUUUCCCUACACUAGGGGGCCCUAUCCCACCAUGUACUCCAACAGACCUUGGACUAUCAGGCAGUAUGCUGGCUUCAGCACUGUGGAGGAGAGCAACAAGUUCUACAAAGAUAACAUCAAAGCUGGGCAACAGGGUCUCUCCGUGGCGUUCGACCUCCCGACACACCGCGGCUACGACUCGGACAACCCCCGAGUGCACGGCGACGUCGGCAUGGCCGGGGUCGCCAUAGACACCGUCGAAGACAUGAAGAUGUUGUUUGACGACAUCCCGCUGGAGAAGAUGUCCGUUUCGAUGACUAUGAACGGGGCGGUCAUCCCCGUGCUGGCGAUGUUCAUCGUGACCGGCGAGGAGCAGGGAGUGUCUAAAGCCAAGCUCACCGGCACCAUUCAAAAUGAUAUUUUGAAGGAGUUCAUGGUACGCAACACCUAUAUUUUCCCCCCGGAGCCUUCCAUGCACGCCAUCGCAGACAUCUUCGCUUACACCUGCAAGCACAUGCCCAAGUUCAACUCCAUAUCCAUCAGCGGCUACCACCUUCAGGAGGCCGGAGCCGAUGCCAUCCUGGAGGUAGCCUACACCAUCGCUAACGGCCUGGAGUACUGCCGCACCGGUCUGAAAGCGGGCUUAACCAUCGACGAGUUUGCCCCGAGGUUGUCGUUCUUCUGGGGCAUCGGGAUGAAUUUCUACAUGGAGAUUGCCAAGCUGAGGGCGGGCCGGAGGCUGUGGGCCACGCUCAUCAAGGAGAACUUCCAGCCCCAAAACGACAAGUCUCUGCUCCUCCGCACACACUGCCAGACCUCAGGCUGGUCCCUCACCGAACAAGACCCGUACAACAACGUGGUCCGGACCGUGAUCGAGGCCAUGGCCGCCGUGUUCGGGGGCACCCAGUCGCUUCACACCAACUCGUUCGACGAGGCUCUGGGUUUGCCCACCGUGAAGAGCGCUCGCAUCGCCAGGAACACCCAGAUCAUCAUCCAGGAGGAGUCGGGCAUCCCCAAGGUCGCCGACCCCUGGGGGGGGUCGCACAUGAUGGAAGCGCUCACGGACGACGUCUAUAACACGGCUUUAAAGUUCAUUAAAGAAAUUGAAGAGGUGGGAGGCAUGGCCAGAGCCGUGGCGGAGGGCAUCCCCAAACUCCGCAUUGAGGAGUGCGCCGCUCGCAGGCAGGCGCGCAUUGACUCGGGAUCAGAGGUCAUUGUCGGGGUGAACAAGUACCGUCUCGAAAAGGAGGAGACGGUGGAGGUGCUCGCUAUAGAUAACACGGCUGUGCGCCAGAAACAGAUUGAAAAGCUGAAAAAGGUGAGAGAGAGUCGUGACCCGGAGGCCUCAAAGAAGUGCCUGGCAGCCAUCGAGGAGUGCGCCCGGACCGGCGAGGGCAACCUCCUGGCUCUGGCCGUGGAGGCCGCGCGAGCGAGAUGUUCGGUGGGUGAAAUCACCGACGCCAUGAAGACGGUGUUCGGUGAGCACAAGGCCAGCACCAGGAUGGUGAGCGGGGCUUACCGCAGCGAAUUCGGGGAGCACGAAGAGAUCGUCGGGACCCUCAACAGAGUUGCAGAGUUUAAGAAGCACGAGGGCAGGAACCCUCGCCUGCUGGUGGCGAAGAUGGGGCAGGACGGUCACGAUAGGGGGGCCAAGGUCAUCGCCACGGGGUUCGCUGACCUGGGCUUCGACGUGGACAUCGGACCGCUGUUUCAGACGCCCCUCGAGGUCGCCCAGCAGGCGGUCGACGCCGACGUGCACUGCGUCGGCGUCAGCACGCUCGCCGCCGGGCACAAGACCCUGGUGCCCGAGCUCCUCAAGGAACUGCGGAAGCUCAACCGGCCGGAUAUCCUCGUCAUCUGCGGAGGCGUCAUCCCACCGCAGGACUACGAGUUCUUGUACCGGAGCGGCGUGUGCGCCAUCUUCGGCCCGGGAACCAGGAUCCCGCAAGCCGCCGUGGCGGUGAUCGACAGCAUCGAGAAGAGCCUGGAAAACAUCCGGCAGGCCAUGUGACAACUUUCGAGAACGGGGAAGUCCCGUUCACGUCGCACCCAAAAAAAAAAAAAAAAACGACAAAGCUCCAAGUGGGAGCUCGCA
This is a messenger RNA of Cyclopterus lumpus (lumpfish), 2526 nucleotides long. It is a transcript of the gene mut, whose product is annotated as methylmalonyl CoA mutase. Lineage: Eukaryota; Metazoa; Chordata; Actinopteri; Perciformes; Cyclopteridae. The transcript has 13 exons. Gene Ontology annotation, cellular component: mitochondrion. Gene Ontology annotation, molecular function: metal ion binding; methylmalonyl-CoA mutase activity; cobalamin binding. Bases 199 to 2442 code for a protein of 747 amino acids. The record is from RefSeq and is a predicted model, not a curated record.